CGCAUGUAUCAUCCAUCCGCCCCAUCGUCGACCUAAACAGCUGGAUAUAAUGGCAAUUGACACGGGGUGUUGCCAAUUAUAUAUUUUAUAGAUAAACUCUAUAGGGUGAGUUUUAGGAUGGACAAGGCAAGAAGAUGCUGCAACUAUAUUAGGUAGUGCGAGUAUCGGAUAGUGAAAAGACUACCUAAUGAAACAAACAGCUUUCCAUCACGAGUCUACCUGCCAGUGCUGGAAUACAUCUUCAAGUCGAUCCUGCACCUACCUUGCUACCCCAUGCCGUCUCAUCGGGACUAAUACGUGAUUCACAACCGCGACGCAGGUGGUUUCCCCGUCGGCCACACGUGUAGAACCCUCCCCCCCCGUUGCCUCACGAUGGCACAAGACAGUAUUACUUCCCCCGGUCCAUCGGUAUUCCCUUAUCCUGCGGUGACACUUGUUGCUCGUGACUCUGGUGGCUCGAGCCUAUCAGUUAGUCUUGAAGGCCGGCGUUGUUCCACAGCGCCUUUGUCUACAGUCGUGCGUUGCGGACUCACGGAGGGAUUUGGAGGAGGGUCCUACGAUGACGCAUGGACGCGCGAGCGUUGCUCUUGCGUGUGGGCGUCGUCGCUGCCGGUGCUUUUAUUAUUCCUAUUCUUCUGUCUGUCUGUCUGUCUGUCUGUCUAUCUCGCUCUGUCAGAACUUGACUCGCUACGAUAUAUAAUAGGUACCUGCCUUACUCAACUAGUACCGACGACGACUGCCAACCAGUUGAAGACGUAUUCGACUCUCUCGAUAUAUAUAUAUAUAUAUAGGUACCUAAUAUAUAUAUAUAUGUGCCAAAGACCUCACGCAUGCGAACUUGUACGGACGUAACCGCCUACGCUGCUCCCUUCUUACGACCCAAGCUCUUACCAAG
Daldinia decipiens is the source of this 895-nucleotide messenger RNA. RefSeq lists its product as uncharacterized. The transcript has 2 exons. NCBI's taxonomy places the organism in Eukaryota, Fungi, Ascomycota, Sordariomycetes, Xylariales, Hypoxylaceae. The record is from RefSeq and is a predicted model, not a curated record. The coding region runs from base 373 to 852 and encodes 159 amino acids.